Helicoverpa armigera (cotton bollworm) is the source of this 396-nucleotide messenger RNA. RefSeq lists its product as uncharacterized. Gene Ontology annotation, cellular component: membrane. The transcript is spliced from 3 exons. NCBI's taxonomy places the organism in Eukaryota, Metazoa, Arthropoda, Insecta, Lepidoptera, Noctuidae. The record is from RefSeq and is a predicted model, not a curated record. The annotation marks the transcript as partial. Gene Ontology annotation, biological process: sensory perception of taste.
UUUAACACAGUAUUUUCCGUGGCACAUGGUCUAACUAACAUAGCUGUAGUAUUACAAAUGAGGACCGUUAAUGACGACCAGACAAUAGCCAUUUUCAUUGUCAUGGCUCAAAUAUGGUUCUUAAAAGACAUCAUAUUGCUCGCAUGUUUGAGCAUUGCUUGUGAAAGAUUGUAUGUGACAGCAAAGGAACUUCAGAGUACGCUGGUCGUGCUCAUACAGAGACCAGGAUGCUCAGAAGCCCGAAGAAGAGUGUGCAAGAAUAUAAAGCGCUUCCAAAAAGCAGGCUUCAGCAAGUUGAGCGCGUGCGGCGUGUUCAUGAUCGACGCCACGCUGCCGCUGCGGCUGUUCAGCUUCAUCACCACUCACACCAUCGUGCUGCUGCAGUUCUCCUUGUAG